Molecule: messenger RNA, 1338 nt
Organism: Thyridium curvatum
Lineage: Eukaryota; Fungi; Ascomycota; Sordariomycetes; Thyridiales; Thyridiaceae
Exons: 1
Coding region: 1-1338 (445 amino acids)
Molecular function (GO): oxidoreductase activity; NAD binding; NADP binding
Source: RefSeq, a predicted model, not a curated record
AUGGCACAAAAUACGAAGCCAGAGAUUGCCUUCAUUGGCCUCGGAGCCAUGGGCUUCGGAAUGGCCACGAACUUGGUUAAGCAGGGUUACCCAGUGACAGGCUUCGACAUCUGGGGGCCGACAUUGGACAAGUUCAGAGUAGCGGGCGGUGCCACAGCGACGACACCGGCAGCAGCCGUCAAGGACAAAGAUCAUUGCGUGUGCAUGGUUGCAACAGCUCAACAGGCACAAGCCGUGCUCCUGGACGGCCCCGACCCUGCCGUUCCCGCCAUGCCUCAGAACUCGACGCUUCUCCUCUGCUCCACUGUGCCGUGCGCCUACGUCCAGUCCCUAGAGAAGCAGCUCGCAGAGCGAGGCCGAGGCGACAUCCUUCUGAUCGACUGUCCAGUCUCUGGCGGAGCCGGCCGGGCCGCGGACGGCACGCUUUCCAUCAUGGUCGGCGGGUCGGACGCCGCGGUCGCGAAGGGCCGCUUCCUGCUGCAAGAGAUGUCCGACGCGAGCAAGCUCUACAUUGUGGCUGGCGGCAUCGGAGCGGGCAGCAACAUGAAGAUGUGCCACCAGGUGCUGGCCGCGGUGCAGAUCUUGGGAGCUAGCGAAGGGAUGGGCUUCGCCAGCCGGCUCGGCCUCGACCCGCGCGCGGCAGGCGAGCGGUGCCUGCAGUCGAAGGCGCGGAGCUGGUUCCUCGAGCACAGGCUGCCGAGGAUGCUCCACCCGGAGUUCCAGCCCGUAGCCAGCGCGCUCACCAUCAUCCUGAAGGACACGAGCAUCAUCACGUCCGAGGCGCGGCGGUACGGCUUCCCCACGCCCUUGACGAGCACGGCGGAGCAGGCAUAUUUCUCCGCAGUGGGCCGAGGCUGGGGCGCCGACGACGACGCAAGCCUCAUUCGUCUCUACACCGAAGGAGCCGGCAAGGUCGGCCAGGUUGCUGGCCUGGCCGAGACCGAAGAGGCCAAGACCUCUCUGGUCGUCAACCUUCUCAGGGGUAUCAACCUCUGCUCCGCGACGGAGGCGCUAUCCUUCGCGAAGCGCGUCGGUCUCGAUCUCGACCAAGUCUUGGAUCUUUGUGUCAAUGCCGCGGGCGGGAGCACCAUGCUGCAGGAGCUCGGCCCGGAUCUGGUCAAAGCUCUUCAGGGAGACGCCGGAGCACCCAAUGGAGGCUUGAAGCUCCAGGAAAUCGCAACAGGGCUACAAGAGGCCGUAGAGGAGGCGCAGCGGCUCAAAAUACCGGUGUAUCUUGGGAGUGCCGCAUUGAACUUGAUAAGUAUUGGUGUCUUGCAUAAUCCGGCGAAGGCAGAUGAUAUCACCGCGACUUCCAUAGCAAGACUUUGGACGCCAUGA